Dryobates pubescens (Downy woodpecker) is the source of this 4678-nucleotide messenger RNA. It is a transcript of the gene RBP3, whose product is annotated as retinol binding protein 3. Gene Ontology annotation, biological process: proteolysis. The record is from RefSeq and is a predicted model, not a curated record. NCBI's taxonomy places the organism in Eukaryota, Metazoa, Chordata, Aves, Piciformes, Picidae. Bases 17 to 3727 code for a protein of 1236 amino acids. Gene Ontology annotation, molecular function: serine-type peptidase activity. The transcript has 4 exons.
UCUGUACAAAGAUAAAAUGAUCAGGACACAUUUCUUCCUAUUUUCCGCACUGACCAUGUGCACCAGCCCUGCUGAGGAAAUCUUUCAGCCAACUCUAGUGCUGGACAUGGCUAAAGUCCUACUGGAUAACUACUGCUAUCCUGAAAACCUAGUGGGAAUGCAAGAAGCUAUUGAACAAGCAAUCAAGAGUGGGGAGAUCCUGGACAUCUCAGAUCCAAAACUGCUGGCCAGUGUCUUGACAGCUGGAGUGCAGGGUGCUCUUAAUGACCCAAGGCUGGUGAUUUCCUAUGAGCCAUCAUCGCAUAAGGGUCCCAGACAAGAAGCUGAGUCUUCCCCAACUCGUGAGCAGCUGCUGAGUCUUAUUGAGCAUGUGGUCAUGUAUGACAAGCUGGAGGGCAACGUUGGCUACCUGAGGAUUGAUUAUAUCAUAGGACAAGAAGCUGUGGAGAAAGUUGGAGCUUUUCUAGUGGACAAAGUGUGGAAGACACUGAUAAAGACAUCUGCCCUGGUGAUAGAUCUUCGUCACAGCACUGGGGGUCAGAUUUCUGGUCUCCCCUUUAUCAUCUCAUACUUGCAUGAAGCAGACAAGAUGUUGCAUAUUGAGACUGUAUACAAUCGGCCCUCCAACACCACCACAGAGAUAUGGACACUGCCAAAGGUGCUGGGAGAGAGGUAUGGCAAAGACAAGGAUGUAAUUGUUUUGAUCAGCCGCCAUACCACAGGAGUGGCUGAAGAUGUGGCUUACAUCCUCAAACACAUGAACAGGGCUAUCACUGUCGGGGAGAAGACAGCUGGGGGCUCACUGGAUAUCCAGAAGCUGCGAAUUGGCCUCUCCAAUUUCUAUAUGAUGAUUCCUGUGUCACGAUCUGUGAGCCCUUUGAGUGGGGGUGGACAGAGCUGGGAGGUGACUGGGGUGGUGCCGUGUGUGGCUACUGAGGCAGAACAAGCCUUGCAAAAAUCCUUGGAUAUCCUGGCAGUGCGCAGAGCAGUGCCUGGCACCCUAAGCCACCUCACAAACAUAAUAAAGGACUACUACAGCUUAGUGGAGCGGGUGCCAGUGCUGCUGCGGCACCUUGCCACCUCUGACUUCUCUUCUGUGCAGUCAGCAGAGGACCUGGCCACCAAGCUCAACAAUGAUAUGCAGAGCUUAUCUGAAGACCCUCGCCUGUUGGUUCGAGUCAUGAUGCCAGGUGAAGCUGCUGCUCCCCCAGCUGAGAAGCCAAUUGCAGUGGCAGACAACUUACCCAACAAUGAACAACUGCUGCAUGCCUUGGUGGAUACUGUUUUUAAGGUGUCAGUGUUACCAGGCAAUGUUGGCUACAUGCGCUUUGAUGAGUUUGCAGAUGCCUCUGUGCUUGUUAAGCUGGGACCUUACAUUGUCCACAAAGUGUGGGAGCCCCUCCAAAAUACAGAGAACUUGAUUGUGGACCUACGAUACAACCCUGGGGGCCCCUCCUCCUCUGCUGUGCCUGUGCUACUUUCCUAUUUCCAAGAUCCCGCUGCUGGCCCGGUCCAUCUCUUCACAACCUACGACAGGCGCACCAACCACACACAGGAACACAAGAGCCAGGCAGAACUGCUGGGCCAGCCCUAUGGGUCUCAGCGUGGCAUCUACCUGCUCACCAGUCACCACACUGCCACAGCUGCUGAGGAAUUCGCUUACCUCAUGCAGUCCCUGGGUCGUGCUACGCUGAUUGGUGAGAUCACAGCAGGAAGCCUCUCACACACCCGCACCUUCCCUCUGCUGCAGCCUGAGAAGGGAAUAACCCGUGGCCUAACUAUCACAGUUCCUGUUAUCACCUUCAUUGACAACAAUGGAGAAAGCUGGAUGGGUGGAGGAGUUGUGCCUGAUGCCAUAGUGUUGGCUGAGGAUGCACUGGAGAAGGCUGAAGAGGUGCUAGCUUUCCACAAGAACAUGGGAGCACUUCUAGAGGGUACUGGGCAACUCCUAGAGGCUCACUAUGCCAUCCCAGAAGUGGCUGGUAAGGUCAGUGCUAUGCUCAGCACCAAACGGGCUCAAGGAGGUUAUCGAUCAGCAGUAGACUUUGAGACAUUGGCUUCCCAGCUUACCAGUGACUUGCAGGAGGCCUCAGGGGACCAUCGGCUUCAUGUUUUCCACAGCCAUGUUGAACCAACACCAGAAGAACAAGUCCCCAGCAUGAUUCCCAGCCCUGAGGAGCUAACCUACAUCAUUGAGGCACUCUUCAAAAUUGAAGUAUUGCCAGGCAAUGUAGGCUACCUUCGCUUUGAUAUGAUGGCUGAGGCAGAAACAGUGAAAGCCAUUGGGCCCCAGCUGUUGCAGAUGGUAUGGAACAAGCUGGUGGACACAGAUGCCAUGAUUAUUGACAUGAGGUACAACACAGGGGGUUACUCCACUGCCAUCCCCAUACUUUGUUCCUACUUCUUUGAUCCUGAGCCUCAGCAACACCUCUACACUGUCUUUGAUCGUAGUACCUCCCGCAGCACAGAAGUGUGGACUCUCCCCCAAGUCACUGGCAAGAGAUAUGGCUCCCUCAAGGACAUCUACAUCCUAACAAGCCAUAUGAGUGGCUCAGCAGCUGAAGCUUUCACUCGAUCUAUGAAGGAUCUCCACCGGGCCACAGUUAUUGGUGAGCCCACAGUAGGUGGUUCCCUCUCAGUGGGCAUUUAUCGUGUUGGUAACAGUUCUCUAUAUGCCUCCAUCCCCAGCCAAGUGGUGCUCAGCCCAGUCACUGGCAAAGUAUGGAGCGUGUCUGGAGUGGAGCCACACAUCACCGUCCAGGCCAGUGAAGCCAUGGCUGUAGCUCAGCACAUUGCCAACCUGCGUGCCCAGGUGCCACAGAUACUGAAAACUGCGGGCAAGCUUGUGGCAGAUAAUUAUGCCUUUGUGGACAUUGGGACUGCUGUAGCAUCCAACCUCAUCAAGAACAUCAAUAAAGACAGUUAUAAAAGGAUUACUACAGAAGAGGAGCUGGCCAGAAAGGUGACUGCCAACUUGCAAGCUCUUUCUCAUGAUGAGCACCUGAAAUUACUUUACAUCCCUGAACAUGCCAAGGACAGCAUCCCAGGGAUCAUGCCAAAACAGAUGCCUUCCCCAGAAGUAUUUGAAGAUCUGAUUAAAUUUUCAUUCCAUACAAAUGUAUUUGAAAACAACGUCGGCUAUCUGAGAUUUGAUAUGUUUGGAGACUGUGAACUUCUAACCCAGGUGUCCGACCUACUGCUAGAGCAUGUUUGGAAGAAAAUUGUUCACACAGAUGCAUUAAUCAUAGACAUGAGGUACAAUAUUGGAGGCUCCACCACUUCCAUAGCAAUCCUAUGCUCAUACUUCUUUGAUGAAGGACACCAAAUUCUCUUGGACAAAGUUUAUGACAGACCCAGUGACUCAGUAAAGGAAAUAUGGACCCAGCCAGAGCUCAAAGGGGAGAGGUAUGGCUCUCAGAAAGGUCUAAUAAUCCUGACCAGUGAUGUGACAGCUGGGGCUGCUGAAGAGUUUGUGUACAUAAUGAAGAGACUAGGCAGAGCUCUCAUCAUUGGGGAACAGACCAGUGGUGGCUGUCACUCCCCACAGACAUAUCAAGUAGAUGAUACCAACUUCUACAUCAUCAUCCCUACCUCCAGAUCAGUCACUUCUGCAGAAAGCACUUCUUGGGAAGGGAAAGGGGUGCCUCCUCACAUGGAAACACCAGCUGAAGCAGCACUCAUCAAGGCAAAGGAGAUGUUCAGUGCUCACCUGCACAGCUCUAGAUAGCCCAGUGGUGGAAUGUGGCCCUAGUUCUUGGGGAAAGCAAGCUACCUGUCCAAAUGUAAACCCUAGAAAGGAGUGGAAACUUCAUUUCAAUCUCUGUAGUCAGUGAUGGUUCCUUGUACGUAGCUCAAAGAGAAUCCCCUUUCAGCAUGCCCUCUUUUUCACCCAGUUCUCUAGAACCCAUCUCUUUCUGGGUAUGGUUUGGAUACUUGGAAAAUUUGCUGGGAUUUCUGGAUUCCUCUCCAGUGGUCAGAUGUAAAAGUUACAUGUUGUAUUGUGCAGGUUUGGUAAGAUUUAACUCCAAAUCACAGAUUUCCUUCAGUCCUUUAGAAAAUCUUGUCUGUCAGUACUAAAAGCAUGUGAACAACUUCCAAGCAUCUAUGCAAAGAUAGAAAAGGCACUUUGAGAACUGUGUAUAUUCCUAUUCGUACAUGUGAAAGAUGACUUACAGUAGUCUGGAGUCUGCUUUCCAAACUGCAACAGCCAAAUUAAGUCUCUUCUCAAUUUAAUGAUUUAGAUGUACCCAAAGUCCUGGGCAAGUCUCUUAGGCUUGCUCAGAGUCCUGGCGUUUCUUAGUGCAUGCCUGUUUCUCCCCUGGUUUCUGGUAGAGGGAGGAAGAAUGAGCAGGAGAAAGACAGUACUCAACUCUUUCACCCAGGGCUCAGAUCAACUGAUUCAGGGAAAAGAAUCACAUGGUUUUACUUAAGGCUGAAAACAGAUUCAUGCCCUGAAUACAAGAGAAAAGCAGAGAAAUACCCUGUUCAACCUGAUAAGAAGAGCACAUAUUAAGUAAUGGUUUAUUCCAGGGCAACUAACAGAGUUAUUGAGAUGAGCUUAAUCAGUGUACAAUGUUCCUUGUCUUUCUUACAAUUCUUAUCUCACCAUCUGUCUGCAUAAUUAUUUAGGAAUAUAUGCAAUUUGGAUCUCAAUGUUUCUCAUCUCUACAAAAUGCCA